This is a messenger RNA of Carlito syrichta (Philippine tarsier), 1257 nucleotides long. It is a transcript of the gene PSMB5, whose product is annotated as proteasome subunit beta 5. The coding region runs from base 242 to 1033 and encodes 263 amino acids. Gene Ontology annotation, cellular component: proteasome core complex. Gene Ontology annotation, molecular function: threonine-type endopeptidase activity. The record is from RefSeq and is a predicted model, not a curated record. NCBI's taxonomy places the organism in Eukaryota, Metazoa, Chordata, Mammalia, Primates, Tarsiidae. The transcript has 3 exons.
UGACCAAAGUCAAUAUGGCAGCCACGUCCUUUUAGAAUUUAAGUGCAAUGAAGUCAUUUUUUUUUUUUCCCCCCUAUGGGUGAAAGCGUUUGGCUAUUCUUUUUGGAGGCGUGGUUGCCAGGAGUCAAAAUGGCUCCUUUCUGGAAUAGAUUUAAUAGGAAGUGAAGCCGUGACGGCGAGGCUUUGCCCGGCCUAUUCCCGCGAGGCGUCUCGGAGCGAGUUCCUUUUGCCCACAGUAGACAUGGCGCUGGCCAGCGUGUUGGAGAGGCCGCUACCAGCGAACCGGCAUGGGUUUUUUGGACUCGGGGGUCGUGCAGAUCUGCUGGAUCUGGGUCCAGGGAAUCCCAGCGAUGGCCUGAGCCUGGCCACGCCCAGCUGGGGUGUCCCAGAGGAGCCGGGAAUUGAAAUGCUUCAUGGAACCACAACGCUGGCCUUCAAGUUCCGUCAUGGAGUCAUAGUUGCAGCCGACUCCAGGGCUACAGCGGGUGCUUACAUUGCUUCCCAGACGGUGAAGAAGGUGAUAGAGAUCAACCCCUACCUGCUGGGCACCAUGGCUGGGGGCGCAGCGGAUUGCAGCUUCUGGGAGCGGCUGUUGGCUCGGCAAUGUCGAAUCUAUGAGCUUCGGAAUAAGGAACGCAUCUCUGUAGCAGCUGCUUCCAAACUGCUUGCCAACAUGGUGUACCAGUACAAAGGCAUGGGGCUGUCCAUGGGCACCAUGAUCUGUGGCUGGGAUAAGAGAGGUCCUGGUCUCUACUAUGUGGACAGUGAGGGGAACCGGAUCUCGGGAGCCACCUUCUCUGUAGGCUCUGGCUCUGUAUAUGCUUAUGGGGUCAUGGAUCGGGGCUACUCUUAUGACCUGGAAGUGGAACAGGCCUAUGAUCUGGCCCGUAGAGCCAUCUACCAAGCCACCUACAGAGAUGCCUACUCAGGAGGUGCGGUCAACCUCUACCACGUGCGGGAGGAUGGCUGGAUCCGAGUCUCCAGUGACAAUGUAGCCGAUCUACAUGACAAGUAUAGUGGAUCUACCCCCUGAAGGAGGGUGGAUGUGGCUGCUUGCAUUUCUUGGGGUGACUGUCAUUGGCAAUAUGGAUACAGUGCCCCAUCCUGUCUAUAGUGGAGGGUCCUCAAUUGUAUCAGUACUUUUUUUUAAAGCUCUGGAACAUUGACCUCUAUAUGUUACCAGUUGUUAAUGAGCUGCUGCAGAGGUGACUAUUUGUUUUACUUUCUUGGAUGUUAACAUUACACUACUCGACCUCA